AGGAUGAGGGUAAUAAUGAGGACAGAGGAAGAGAGUGAUACUGACAAGAAGCUAAAGCUUGCUUCUUUGGAUGAUGAUGCUGACUCUGAAGAGGUAUCAGAGGAGGAGGUAGAAGAAGAAGAAGAAGAUACCGAUGAGGACGAUGAAGGUAUCUAUGAAGACGAUGGACCAGAAAUUCCGGAAGAGAACAUACCGACUAUCCCAGAAGAAACUCCCAGACUUGCUAUCGUUAACAUGGAUUGGAAACAUGUCUCUGCCAAAGUCUUGUACGUUGUUUUGAAUUCGUUUCUGCCAAAAGAUGGACGCAUUUUGUCUGUGGCGGUCUAUCCAUCUGAAUUUGGACUUCAGCGAAUGAAAGAGGAGGAAAUUCACGGGCCGCUAAUUGAUGGAUAUGAAAAGAAUGAAGAUGGUGAUGAUGAUGAUGAUGAUGAUGAUGAAGAGGAGGAAGAUGAGGAUGUCAUCAACCAGAAGCUACGUGUUUACGAAUUAAGUAGAUUAAAGUAUUAUUUCGCUGUUGCCGAAUGUGAUUCAAGUGCUACUGCAGAUUACUUGUACAAAUCAUGUGAUGGAAUUGAGUUUGAGAGAUCCUCAAACAAGCUCGACCUUAGAUUUAUACCUGAUUCCAUGGAAUUCAAACAUCCACCUCGUGAUAUUAGGUGAGAGAUCCUCAAACAAGCUCAACAUAAGCAACUAAUCAGUAAUCAGGUGGGUUAAUCACUAGUAGUAAAUUUAUAUACUUUUUUGAAAAAUAUGUUAUUGGUUGAACUUGUAAAGGUAUCUUCUGGUAAUAUAUACAAACGUGCACAUAAUACA
Molecule: messenger RNA, 813 nt
Organism: Camelina sativa (false flax)
Lineage: Eukaryota; Viridiplantae; Streptophyta; Magnoliopsida; Brassicales; Brassicaceae
Source: RefSeq, a predicted model, not a curated record